This is a messenger RNA of Ostertagia ostertagi, 606 nucleotides long. The record is from the annotation of a GenBank genome assembly. NCBI's taxonomy places the organism in Eukaryota, Metazoa, Nematoda, Chromadorea, Rhabditida, Trichostrongylidae.
AUGAACUUCAACCACUCAACCUCAGGAAAACUGGACUUCCCCAUUGUUUUCCCAGCUGCAUAUUUCUUCGAAAUUACAUUACCCUUCAAAGUAGCGUAUACCAUAGAGUGCCUGUCAAUUAUUUUUGCAACUCCUGCGCUCAUUAAAUUUUUUCGAGCACUGGACAAAUCAGCAAUAUUCCAUCGCAAUCUCAUUUACGUUACAAAGUUUCACUACUGUGCGUUCUACCUGCUGCUGCCUUCCCGCAUGGCUCUUUUGCUUUACACGUUGGGAUUCGUUAGCCUUCCAGAAGACGCUCAAUUCACGUCAGUAUUUUUUGCAGUAUGCUUCGUGAACAUAUUCUGCAAAUGUGUUCCUUCAUUUGCACCUCCGUGUAUGCUUCUGGAACGCCUUUUUGCUUCUCACUAUAUCAGUGACUAUGAGGCCAAAUCUCGCACUUGGGUUGCCGCGAGUGCUGUUCUUACUUCAUUCGCUCUGUCGUCAUUCUUUGCGAGCGCGGCCGUAUUCGGUAAUAAUUUGUUAUGUGAUCACCAAAUACCGAAACCAAAGGCCCAAGACCUUUUCAUAAUUGUUAUAACGAAGAAUUUCCGAGAGAAAUAUUUCUUC